Loxodonta africana (African savanna elephant) is the source of this 589-nucleotide messenger RNA. It is a transcript of the gene GNGT1, whose product is annotated as G protein subunit gamma transducin 1. Gene Ontology annotation, cellular component: heterotrimeric G-protein complex. The record is from RefSeq and is a predicted model, not a curated record. NCBI's taxonomy places the organism in Eukaryota, Metazoa, Chordata, Mammalia, Proboscidea, Elephantidae. The coding region runs from base 70 to 294 and encodes 74 amino acids. Gene Ontology annotation, biological process: G protein-coupled receptor signaling pathway. Gene Ontology annotation, molecular function: G-protein beta-subunit binding. The transcript has 2 exons.
UAUUGACUCAAAGUAAGCUCAGCAAUUCAGGAAUAUGCGUUAACAUUCCACCUUUUUAGCAGGUGAAAGAUGCCAGUGAUCAAUAUCGAGGACCUGACGGAAAAGGACAAAUUGCAGAUGGAAGUUGAUCAGCUCAAGAAAGAAGUAACACUGGAAAGAAUGCUGGUGUCCAAAUGUUGUGAAGAAGUAAGAGAUUACGUUGAAGAGAGAUCUGGUGAUGAUCCCUUAGUAAAAGGUAUUCCAGAGGACAAAAACCCCUUCAAGGAGCUCAAAGGAGGCUGUGUAAUUUCAUGAAAAAUUCUUGGAUUAUCCUGAGUUUUAAUGAAAAUACUAAUUUUUCUCAUAUGCAUGAGCAUGAGUUUUUAAAUUUAUACAUGUAAACUUUGAAUAAAAAUUGGGAUGUGAUCAUGCAUACCUCUUUGUUUUUCUUCGAGUAUUUGUCACACAGCCUAACAUAAUUGUCAAUUAAAUAUUGAUUGACCCCCUUUUUUAAGAAUACUUACUAUGCCUUAUGAAUGAGUCUAUUUUAUCCUGAGUUGCCAACAUAUAGUUAAUGUUUUAUGUUUCUUCACUACCCUAUCAAUACUCA